Molecule: messenger RNA, 1188 nt
Organism: Olea europaea var. sylvestris
Lineage: Eukaryota; Viridiplantae; Streptophyta; Magnoliopsida; Lamiales; Oleaceae
Product: serine/threonine-protein phosphatase PP-X isozyme 2-like
Exons: 7
Coding region: 63-806 (247 amino acids)
Biological process (GO): double-strand break repair via homologous recombination; peptidyl-serine dephosphorylation
Cellular component (GO): cytoplasm; nucleus
Molecular function (GO): protein serine/threonine phosphatase activity
Source: RefSeq, a predicted model, not a curated record
GCAUUGUUAUACCUCUUUGUUGGAUGUAGAUAUGUGGUGACAUACAUGGACAGUUCUAUGAUAUGAAAGAGCUUUUCAAAGUUGGAGGCGAUUGUCCACAGACUAAUUACUUGUUUCUUGGAGAUUUUGUUGAUAGAGGAUUUUACUCAGUUGAGACAUUUUUGCUUCUACUUGCCUUGAAGGUGAGAUACCCAGAUCGGAUAACUCUCAUCAGGGGAAACCAUGAGAGCCGGCAAAUCACACAGGUUUACGGAUUCUAUGACGAGUGCUUACGGAAGUACGGUUCAGUGAAUGUUUGGAGAUAUUGCACUGAUAUAUUCGAUUAUUUAAGUUUGUCAGCGCUUAUUGAAAACAAGAUAUUUUCUGUUCAUGGUGGUCUGUCACCAUCAAUUUCCACAUUAGACCAGAUUCGAACUAUUGACCGGAAGCAAGAAGUACCUCAUGAUGGUGCCAUGUGUGACCUCCUAUGGUCGGAUCCAGAAGACAUUGUUGAUGGUUGGGGUUUGAGUCCCCGUGGUGCUGGUUUCUUAUUUGGUGGCAGCGUUGUAACUUCAUUUAACCAUUCAAAUAAUAUCGACUUUAUAUGCCGCGCCCAUCAGCUGGUAAUGGAAGGUUAUAAGUGGAUGUUUAACAACCAUAUAGUUACUGUAUGGUCAGCUCCAAAUUACUGUUACAGAUGUGGCAAUGUAGCUGCGAUUCUUCAGCUGGAUGAAAAUCUUGAAACGCAGUUUCGUGUGUUUGAAGCAGCUUCACAGGAAUCAAGAGGAGCUCCUGCUAAAAAACCCCCGCCAGAUUACUUCUUGUAGAGUUGAUCUCAGAAAGAUUAUUAGAAUUCAAUAUUUUUGAGUUGAGUGAAAUUUCGCUAAAUAGUUACCUGGUGAUUAUACUGUUGUGCGGUACAGGAGGAACUGUCGGCAGACAGGCUCAGUGAUGAGAAUAGUUUGAAAACGAGGUAGUAUAGUAUUCGUAAACGUGUUUGAUAAUUGUAUUGCUCCGAGUGCCUAUUCUUUCACGUAUCUAUUUUUGUGUUUUCUUAGAUUCCAAAGAACACUGAUACAGAGAAAUUACUUAUCUCCCAUCUGCUGAGUAUCAACUGUUUCUAUUAUAAUAGCACAAAAUUUAUUGAGAGAACCUAAUAUAGAGCUAAUGUAUUUGUAUGUCAUCUGGAGAUUUACCUCCCCUUGUACC